AGUUUGCCUCGGGAUAUGCGUCACGGACACACAGGCAGGCACACAGCGAGCUUGUCUUCUCCCCAUCCAACCAACCCCUCCUUGUAGUCUCCGUCUCCCUCCAUUCUUGUCCGGCACAGCUCCCGGGACCCGGCCUUCACCAGCAGUCUCGCCCGUCCCACGACGCGCUCUCGCUGACUCCGGCGGGAUCCUACUUCCGCGGAGGUGCCUGCCAUGGCAGCGGCGGAGGCGAAGCCCGUCCUGUACAGCGCCUGGAUCAGCUCCUGCUCCUACCGCGUCCGGAUCGUCCUCGCCCUCAAAGGUGUGGAUUAUGAGUACAGGGCUGUGACACGGACUGAUCAAGAUUAUGAGAAAAUCAAUCCAAUUAAGUAUGUCCCAGCACUACAAGAUGGCGACAUCUUGGUCUCUGACUCCCUUGCAAUCAUAUUGUAUCUUGAGGACAAAUAUCCCCAGCACCCUCUUUUGCCUCAAGACCUUAAGAAGAAAGCUCUUAAUCUGCAGAUUUCAAACAUUGUGUGCUCUAGCAUUCAACCGCUUCAGUGCUACGCUGUAGUUGGUUUAGUUGACGGCAAGUUAGGCUCAAAUGAGAGCCUUCAGAUAGUAAGUCAUUACAUUGACAAAGGAUUUCGAGCAAUUGAAAAACUCCUGGAAGGAUGUGACAGCAAAUUUGCUACUGGAGAUGAAGUCCAACUGGCGGAUGUGUUCCUUGCACCCCAGAUACACGCUGGCGUAACACGAUUCCAAACCGAUAUGUCGAAAUACCCGCAUCUGGCGAGAUUCUACGAAGCAUACAAGGAAAUCCCCGCGUUUCAUGAUGCGCGGCCUGAGAACCAGCCAGACGCCCCUUCGUCCUGACUCCUGAGCUCAGAAACCGCAGCUGUUUUCAGCUUCCAGUGUAUGCCAUGGAUGGAUGCUGGAGAAGCUUUCUCUUCUACAAGUGAAUUGAUUGAGCAAAUUGAUGUGAUUAGUCAAUCCCCUCCCUGGGAGGAAGAAAAAAGGAAUAUCACGCUUCAGUUGGUUUAUUUUUAUCAUUUUAUGUACACUCAUGGCAUUCUGCUCAUGUAAAUGAAAUUCUAGAGUCUAGACUGACGCUCUUGUGACCGGAGGAGUUUCUCUUCCGUUAUCUGAACAUAACUGAAUAAUAAGAUGCAAAUACAGACUCCA
Messenger RNA from Brachypodium distachyon (stiff brome), 1164 nucleotides. RefSeq names its product glutathione S-transferase. Gene Ontology annotation, molecular function: maleylacetoacetate isomerase activity; glutathione transferase activity. Gene Ontology annotation, cellular component: cytoplasm. The transcript is spliced from 9 exons. Gene Ontology annotation, biological process: glutathione metabolic process; L-phenylalanine catabolic process. Bases 214 to 855 code for a protein of 213 amino acids. Lineage: Eukaryota; Viridiplantae; Streptophyta; Magnoliopsida; Poales; Poaceae. The record is from RefSeq and is a predicted model, not a curated record.